AUGAAGGACUACUCAGAGGUCAUCCUGUGUGUGGACGCGACAGAGCUGAGUAAGACAGAGUUCUGCAAUCCUGCUUUCGAACCUGAAUCAGGGCCACCAUGUCCUCCACUAGCCUUCCAGAAAGAUGCCAGCUGCAGCCUCCAAAUCCCCUGGCAUGGUCGGCGUCCCCAGAGGCUGCAGCCCGACUGCCGCUUCUCCUGGUUCUGCAUCCUCCUGCUGGCCGGCCUGCUGCUACUGCUGCUCGGGCUGCUGGUGGCCAUCAUCCUGGCCCAACUGCAGAAAACGCCGCCAUCCAAGGCCAUUCAUAGUCCUCUGCCCACACAAGGCCUCAAGACCACCACUAGGACUCCCCUCACCACCACGACCACCUCUCAUGCAACUGGGACCCCUCACCGGAAGCAGGAGGCAGACAUGAGCCCUACCUCCCAAUCCACCUGCGGGGGAUUCCUCCCUAGCCCCAUGGGCUUCUUCAGCAGUCCUAACUACCCAGACCCUUACCCACCCAACAUGCACUGCGUGUGGCACAUCCAGGUAGAAGCAGGCCACACGGUACAGCUCAAGAUCGACACUCUAAACAUGGAGAGUGUGGCUUCCUGUUUUUUCGAUCGCUUGGAGAUCUCCCCUGAGUCCGAAGGGCCCCUCCUCAGGGUCUGUGGGAAGGUGCCUCCCCCGACAUUCAACACCAAUGCCAGCCGCCUGCGUAUAGCCUUCGUCUCCGACAGCAGCGUGGAAGGACACGGUUUCCAUGCCUGGUACCAGGCUGUGGCCCUGGGACAGUGGAGCUGUGCCCCUGAUGAGUUCACCUGCGACCAGCUCCUCUGCCUACUCCCCAGCUCAGUGUGCGAUGGCUUUACCAACUGUGCCGACGGCAGCGACGAAGCCAACUGCAGCAUCAGGCUCCCAGGGUGUGGGGGGAAUUUGACUGGGCUCUGGGGCACCUUCUCGACUCCCAGUCACCUGCAGCUGUACCCCCACCCCCAGCUUUGCACGUGGCAUGUCUCUGUGCCUACUGGACACGGCAUACAACUGCAGUUCCACAACUUCAGCCUAGAGGCGCAGGACGAGUGCAAGCUUGACUACGUGGAAGUGUACGAGGCCAGAAACUCCAGGACCCUCAGCCUCCUGGGCAGGUUCUGUGGAGCAGAGACGCCCCCUCGUCUCAUUUCCUCUCACCAUGCACUGGCUGUGCUCUUCAGGACAGAUCAUGGUGGCAUCAACAGCGGCAGCUUCUCAGCCACCUUCCAGGCUCUUAAUACCACAGAGAACCACUGUGGGCCCAGAGAGUUCUCUUGCCAGGAUGGAAGGUGUAAGGAUCUACAGUGGCUGUGUGACAUGUGGAGAGACUGUGCAGAGGGCAGCGACAACUGCAGUCACCCCUGGUUCCCACGCCUAGAGCUGGCCUGCGAGCCUGUCCAGGUGGAAAUGUGCAUCGGCCUGAGCUACAACACCACGGCCUUCCCUAACAUCUGGGUGGGCAUGGCCACUCAGGAGGAGGUAGUGGAGGUCCUCAGAGGCUACAAGAGCCUGACAAGCCUGCCCUGCUACCAGAACUUCCGGAGGCUCCUCUGUGGGCUCCUUGUGCCUCACUGCACCCCGCUGGGCAGUGUCCUUCUUCCCUGCCGCUCUGUCUGCCAGGAAGCAGAGCACCAAUGCCAGUCUGGCCUGGCACUACUGGGCACCCCCUGGCCCUUCAACUGCAACAGACUGCCUGAAGCAGCUGGCCAGGAGGCAUGUGUCCAGCCCUGA
This is a messenger RNA of Elephantulus edwardii (Cape elephant shrew), 1746 nucleotides long. It is a transcript of the gene MFRP, whose product is annotated as membrane frizzled-related protein. The record is from RefSeq and is a predicted model, not a curated record. The coding region runs from base 1 to 1746 and encodes 581 amino acids. Gene Ontology annotation, molecular function: protein binding. The transcript has 13 exons. Lineage: Eukaryota; Metazoa; Chordata; Mammalia; Macroscelidea; Macroscelididae.